Messenger RNA from Polypterus senegalus (gray bichir), 4579 nucleotides. RefSeq names its product ferredoxin reductase (gene fdxr). The record is from RefSeq and is a predicted model, not a curated record. The transcript is spliced from 12 exons. Bases 473 to 1954 code for a protein of 493 amino acids. Lineage: Eukaryota; Metazoa; Chordata; Cladistia; Polypteriformes; Polypteridae. Gene Ontology annotation, biological process: ubiquinone biosynthetic process. Gene Ontology annotation, cellular component: mitochondrion.
GGACAUAUUUACAUGAAGGACACAUGCAACGGUUAUCUUUUCACGUGAUUCCUAUUACCGUCCUUGAUCCUUUCCUUACAUAAAUAAGACCAUGGGUCAGCUUCGCAUGAAAUGCGGAUUCCACACAAAGCACGGGUCAUGGUUCGAGUUGCUGACAAUGACAGGGAACUUUGAUGUUGCUUCGUAAAGACACGCUGUCCCACCGAGCAAAGCACUCGCCGCCGGUCUGCAGAGCGGGAAGCGAACUUUUAAGGACUUUCACGGACUCUCGGCGUCUGUUUGUUAAGUUCUGACCUGGCUCGUCAGUCUUUCGAUUAAACAGGCUGCACACACAUAUAACACUCUUGCAAGUUGCCUGCCACUGAGCUCCGGUCCGGUAGGAGUUUUGAAACCGAAAGGCGAAGAGCCGGCGUCUGCUCUUGACGUGUUCAUUCCCACCAGGUCAAGACUUCUCUCCGCGCCGGGGUUCGGCAUGUCCGCCUACUGCUCACGAUGGACUCUGCGCUUCCUCAACCACUUACGUGUGAGCGGCUUGGCAAAAACCAACAAGCAUGUUCAGCACUUCAGCUCCCAGACCUCUCCUUCUGUGCAAGUCUGCAUUGUGGGCAGUGGACCAGCAGGGUUUUACACGGCACAACAUUUGUUGAAAAGUCACAAAGGCAUCCAUGUGGACAUCUUUGAGAAACUUCCUGUACCCUUUGGCCUUGUACGUUUUGGUGUAGCACCCGACCACCCUGAAGUGAAGAAUGUAAUCAACACCUUCACUCAGACAGCUCACCUGGAACGCUGUGAAUUUUUUGGCAAUGUUACCAUCGGAUCAGAUAUUACAAUGGAAGAACUAAAAAUGGCUUAUCAUGCAGUGAUCAUGUGCUAUGGGGCAGAAGGUAGCAGAAGCUUGAGUAUACCAGGAGAGAAACUUUCUGGUGUUUAUUCCGCAAAAGACUUUGUAGGAUGGUACAAUGGACUCCCAGCAAAUACAGAUCUAAACCCUGACCUGAGUAGUGAUGCUGUUGUGAUUCUAGGACAGGGUAAUGUGGCCUUGGAUGUUGCAAGGAUUCUCCUUUCCCCUGUAGAGCUUCUCAAGAAAACUGACAUUACCCAGGCUUCUCUGGAUUCUGUAGCAGCCAGCAAGAUUAAGAGAGUUGUGAUUGUAGGCAGGAGAGGCCCUCUACAACUAGCUUGUACAAUAAAGGAGCUUCGCGAGAUGGUAAAUUUACCAGGAACUAAGCCGGUCUUAGAUCGCAGGGAUUUUGAAGGAAUCAAAGAUGCAUUAAAAGAUAUAGCUCGUCCCAGAAAGCGCUUAACAGAGCUCCUGAUGAAAGUAGCAAUGGAGGAACCGUCUGGCAGAGACGCAGAACGCUGGGCAGCAGCAUCGCGAGAGUGGAGCCUCCGAUUUCUGCGAAGCCCUAUCAAAAUCCUUCCCACAGCUGAUGGGAAGAAAGUUGCUGGAAUUCGAUUUGCGGUCACUGCACUGGAGGGUUCAGGGGAGAAUGCUAAGGCUGUCCUAACUGGAGAAGAGGAGGAAGUCUCGUGUGGGCUCAUUGUGAGCAGUAUAGGUUACAAGAGUUUGCCCAUCGAUGAUGGCGUGCCAUUUGAUGAAACCCAAGGAGUGAUUCCUAAUGACAUGGGUCGAGUAUGUCAAACGCCUGGUCUCUAUUGCAGCGGUUGGGUGAAGAGAGGUCCGACUGGCGUCAUUGCCACAACUAUGAAUGACAGCUUUGAAACUGCACGUUGUGUACUGGAGGACAUUGACUCCCGAGUGCUGGACUGCAGCAUGGCCAAACCUGGGUACCAUGCACUGUGUGGGCUACUGGAGAAGCGAGGUGUGACUCCAGUCUCUUUUUCCGGUUGGGAGAAGAUUGAUGCUUUAGAGGUGACACGUGGGGCUGAAUUUGGAAAACCAAGAGAAAAGCUACUGGAUGUGCAGGAGAUGCUGCAGCUGGCCAGGGCUUGAGGUGACCACUCAACUGAAAACAAGAAAAUGUUAGAAAACCCCAAUGCUGGCUGUUCUGUUUUUAUCAAUGCAGUAGUAGACAUAACAGAGUUGAAUACUACAAGGCAAAAAAGAAAAACAAAGUGCUGGCCACUUGCAGAGCUGUCCUUUGGGGACAGGAACAGGAACUUGACAGGUUUCCCAGGCACAGGUAUGCAUGGAAAUUGUUUUGUACCUGAUCUGAAUAUUGUGGCCCAUCUCUGAAGCUGAAGACCAGAAUGUAUGUGUCAGGCUCUGUAUGUCACGGUUUAGUUUUCUGUUUGCCUCUCCACCUUAUUUAGUUCAUAACUGCGUGACUUAUGAUGCUAAACUUCAACACAACUGCACACUAUAUACAUAUCAUACAUUUUUUGCGUUUAAAAUAGACAUUUAUUUAAAAUGAAUCAUUAGUAUGACAAUCUAAAUACUUUAAAAAAAAAGCUUUAGGGGAGCGGGUGGGUGUGCGAAGCGAACAGGGGGGCAAAGCCCCCUAGUCGUUAGAAGGGGGAAGAUGACCUAGGAUAGGAGAAUUACCUGACAUAGCAGAGUUAAAGCACUAACAAGCCAUAAAAUUAACCGCUUCCUAAUUAAGCAACCGGGUUAGGACAAAAACCUGCAGCCACUGCGGCCCUCCAGGACUGUGAUUGAGGACCCUGGUGUAUAUUAUAUAUACAUACAGUAUAGACUCACUGAAUAGUUUAUUCAGAAUCACUGUACUAAUACUUACUACUGUACUAAUAUUACCCUUUUGCUCUCAAGAUUCCACAAAAUGUUGGAAGUCUUGUUUUGUGUGAUGCAUUCAUGUCAACAUGGAUCAGCAUCUCAAUUUCUGCAGAAAGCAGUCACCUGCACAUUCAUGCUAGAAAUCUCCUGUUCUGCCACAUCCCAAAAGUGUUGUACUGUAUUAAGGUCUGGUAAUGGGGAAGGCCAUUGAAAAACACCAAUCUCCUUGUCAUGUUCAUGAAACCAGUAGCCAUUAGAUGAUGGGUGAGUGGUGGCCAUGAAGGGAAGCAUGUGGUAAACAAGGCAUUUAAGCAAUGAUCGAUUAGUAUUAAUGGGCCCAAAGUGUGCCAAGAAAACAUACCCCACACCACCUCUACUAGACGGGACUGUUGACACAAGACCGGUUGAGUGCAUGGAUUGAGACGGUCCAGCUUUGGUGAGCCUGCCCCCACUCAACGUUUGGCUGACAGGAGUAGAAUUUCCCCUUGGGAUUAAUAAAGUAUCUAUCUAGAACCUGACGUGGUCUUCUACUGUUGUUGUGCCCCUGUCCCAAGGUUCCAUGUCCUAUUCAUUCUGAGAUGCUUUUCUGCUCCCUUCAGUUGUACAAACUCGUUAUCUUGAGUUAUUGUAGCCUUUCUGUCAGUUUGAACCAGUCUGGUCACAUUUUUCUCCUGACUGCGUUCAUCAGCAAGACAUUUCUGGCCAAAAAACUGUCGCUCAUGGGAUGUUUUUUGUUUUUCACACCAUUUUGAGUAAAGCUGAGAGACUGUUGGGUGUGAAAAUCCUAGAAGAUCAGUAGCUACAGAAAUACACAAACCAGCCCAACAGCCAGCAACAGUCCUGCCAUAGUCCAAACAAUUGAGAUCCCAUGUUUUCCCCUUUCUGGUGUUUGAUGUAAACAUUAACUGAAGCUUUUGACCUUUGUCUGCUGGAUUUUAUGGAUUGCACUGCUGCCACUUGAUUGACUGAGCAGAUCAAAACCUGGACAGCAGGCGUUUCUAAUAAUUUGCCCAUUGUGUGUAUUUAAUUUGUAUAUUGCAUUUUCUUCCAGAGUCUGUGUGGGUCUUCCUUCAGUGAAUUGUCCCCCCAAAAAAACAAAAUAAAUAGAUGUGCACGCUGGGCUGACUGAUAACCCUGAUUUGGUUUGUGGUACAUUUAUGUGUAAGAGUGGACUGGUGCCUUGUCCAGGGCAGACUGAGCAGUUUUCAGAAUGUGAUAUUCUGUCAAGUUACGUUAUUUUCUCUAAUAAACUUCAGUGCUAAGACUGUGACCGAGUGCCUAAAGUUGUGGGUUGUAAACCCCAAGGCUACCGGCUCUGACCUCCUCACUUGCUUGUUGUGUGACCCUGAGCGUGUCCCAUGUCUUGUUAUAUGGAAAUGAAUGAUUUGGAUAUUUAUUAACUGGCCCCUCUGAAAUAUGCGCUAGCAGGUUAAGCGAUCCUGAACAAGUGCCUCCAUUUUAAGUAACUGGUGAGGUGCGGACCAGGGACAGGAUUUGGACUGUAAGUCACUAAGGUGCUGUUAGUUUAGUUUUGUUUUGCACCACCAACUCUGUUUGGCCUCAUCUUCUAGAAAUAUGGGCACAUCUGUGCUGUGCCGUAACAGACCUUGAGGUGGCAUGUGUGACAUGAAAGAAUUGGUGUGGCCAAGUGGGUAACGCGUCAGAACAGUAAAUGAAGGUUGCCGGUUCAGGUCCAUCACCAUCACACCCUGUGACCCCAAGCAAGACAUUUCACCUCAUGGUCUGUCUAUUUGGUUUAUUUUAAUUAUAAUUUACAGUAGAAUGAAAACAUUUGUUGUUGGUCCUGCUUGUGCAGAACUGCUGUUUACUUUGAUUUGCAUGUCAUCCACUAAAUCAUUUAAUCUAAUAAAUAAGUGAAGGUUG